CUUCUUUUUCUCUGUACUGUUACAGCCGAGAACGAGCUGCUUCCUGUUCGUCUUCUCUGCCACUCCACCCCCCUCACCCUUUUAAAAAGGUGGACAGUACAUCUAGGCCCAAGUGCCUCUCCCCUCUCCAUUUUCUCUCAUCUUCCUCGCAUUUUAUUCUCUCUCCUGUGUGAUCUGAAUCUCUGCGGAUACGGUUAGGGUUUCUGUUGUCUCCAUGAGUUUCGCCACAUUAUUCAUAAUUUCUAUUGGUUUCUAAUGCCAGAGAGAAGAGGCUCUCUUCGUCCAGAGAGCCCUCUCUGAAGAGGGAGGUGGGAGAGGGAAUAUCAUAGGCUUUCUUUUACGGUCUUUAUUUCUUUGUUUUUUUUUUUCCCGUGAAACUUGGCGCGAUUUGGGAUGACUGGGCUGAUAUGCUGAAAAUGGAAAGUUCCGGAGUUAAGUUUUCCCGCUGAAUCUGAUCUCCAAACGUGAAGAUUGAGCGGAUUUCCAAUUCACGUGUCAGAAAAAAGAAAAAGGAAAAAAAAUGGCGAUGGCCGUGGCGCCACAUAGAGAGAGCAGCAGUGGCAGCAUGAACAAGCAUCUUGAUACCGGUAAAUAUGUCCGUUAUACUGCCGAGCAGGUCGAAGCUCUUGAAAGAGUCUAUGCCGAAUGUCCGAAGCCGAGUUCGAUGAGACGGCAGCAACUGAUCCGCGAGUGUCCCAUUCUUUCCCAUAUCGAACCCAGGCAAAUCAAAGUCUGGUUUCAGAAUCGCAGGUGCCGCGAGAAGCAAAGGAAAGAAGCUUCUCGAUUACAGACCGUGAACAGGAAGUUAACUGCAAUGAACAAGCUAUUGAUGGAGGAGAAUGAUCGCCUUCAGAAGCAGGUAUCGCAGCUGGUAUGCGAGAAUGGGUAUAUGAGGCAGCAGCUGCAGAACGCAUCUGCUGCAACCACUGAUGCUAGCUGUGAGUCUGUUGUUACCACACCUCAGCAUCCUCUAAGGGAUGCCAAUAACCCCGCUGGACUCCUCUCCAUUGCAGAGGAGACCUUGGCAGAGUUCCUUUCAAAGGCUACAGGAACUGCUGUUGAUUGGGUCCAGAUGCCUGGGAUGAAGCCUGGUCCGGAUUCGGUUGGGAUUGUUGCCAUUUCACAUGCUUGCAGUGGAGUGGCAGCACGAGCCUGCGGUUUAGUAAGUUUAGAACCUACAAAGAUUGCAGAGAUCCUCAAAGACCGUCUAUCUUGGUUUCGAGAUUGUCGGAGCCUUGAAGUCUUUACAAUGUUUCCAGCUGGAAAUGGAGGAACAAUCGAACUGAUAUACAUGCAGAUGUAUGCUCCAACUACACUGGCUCCUGCACGAGACUUCUGGACUCUGAGAUACACCAUAAAUUUAGACGAUGGCAGUCUUGUGGUAUGUGAGAGGUCAUUAUCUGGUUCUGGUGCUGGUCCAAAUUCAGCUGCUGCUACCCAAUUUGUAAGAGCUGAGAUGUUACCAAGUGGUUACUUGAUUCGACCAUGUGAAGGUGGAGGCUCAAUCAUUCACAUUGUUGACCACCUGAAUCUUGAGGCAUGGAGUGUGCCCGAGGUGCUGCGACCACUUUAUGAGUCGUCCAAGGUUGUUGCACAGAAAAUGACUAUUGCGGCACUACGCCAUAUCAGACAAAUUGCUCAGGAGACAAGUGGUGAGGUGGUAUAUGGUUUGGGCAGGCAGCCUGCUGUACUGCGAACUUUUAGCCAAAGAUUGAGCAGAGGAUUCAAUGAUGCUAUUAAUGGAUUUAAUGAUGAUGGCUGGUCAUUGAUGAGUUGUGAUGGUGCUGAAGAUGUAAUAAUUUCUAUUAACUCAGCCAAGAAUGUCGGCACCAUUGCAAAUCCUGCUGCUAAUACACUUGCCUUGUCUGGAGGUAUUCUCUGUGCGAAGGCAUCCAUGCUACUCCAAAAUGUUCCUCCUGCACUGCUGGUUCGCUUUCUGAGGGAGCAUCGUUCUGAAUGGGCUGAUUUCAGCAUUGAUGCAUAUUCUGCUGGAUCUUUGAAAUCUGGUUCAUAUGCCUUCCAGGGCUUGAGGUCCACCAGGUUUUCUGGGAGCCAGGUUGUCAUGCCACUUGGUCACACAGUGGAACACGAGGAGUUGCUUGAAGUAAUUCGGCUUGAGGGUCAUGCUUUAACUCAAGAAGAAGCUAUAUUUUCCAGGGAUAUUCAUCUCUUACAGAUUUGUUGUGGAUUGGAUGAAAAUGCAGUGGGAUCCUGCUCUGAACUUGUUUUUGCUCCAAUAGAUGAAAUGUUUCCAGAUGAUGCUCCAUUGCUACCCUCUGGGUUUCGGAUAAUACCAUUGGAUUCAAAAUCAUGUGAAAAACAAGAUGUGUUGAAUGCACAUCGGACAUUGGAUCUAGCUUCCAAUCUUGAAGCAGGUCCUGCCACAAAUCGUGCUUCCGGAAAUGCAUCUUCAAAUGCUAUAAACACACGUUCAGUCUUGACCAUUGCUUUCCAAUUUCCCUUUGAGAACCAUCUUCAGGACAAUGUUGCAACAAUGGCACGACAAUAUAUCCGCAGUGUAAUAUCCUCUGUGCAAAGGGUUUCCAUGGCCAUAGCUCCAUCUGGACUGAGCCCACAUUUAGGGCAAAAGCUAUCUCCAGUCUCUCCAGAAGCUCUUACACUUGCUCAGUGGAUCUGCCAUAGCUUUAGUUACUAUUUUGGGAUUGAGUUGCUGGGGACUGAACGCCAUGUCGAAGACUCAGUGCUAAAGCAGCUCUGGCACCAUCAAGAUGCUAUAUUAUGCUGCUCACUUAAGUCGCUACCAGUUUUCACCUUUGCCAACCAAGCGGGGCUUGACAUGCUGGAGACCACACUGGUGGCUCUUCAGGACAUUACGCUGGAAAAGAUGUUUGAUGAGUCCGGAUGGAAGGCAUUGUGCUCUGACUUUGCCAAGAUAAUGCAACAGGGAUUUGCUUAUCUGCCUGCUGGAAUUUGCACGUCAACCAUGGGACGGCAUGUUUCAUAUGAACAAGCCUUCGCUUGGAAAGUCCUUGCAGAAGAAAACACCGUCCACUGUCUUGCCUUCUCUUUCGUCAAUUGGUCCUUUGUAUAACCACCGUCAUUUUAUUGAUUGAACACCCCCCCCCCCCCCCGGUGGCCGGUUCUCAAAUGAACAAGAGAGAGGAAGGAGGAAGAGAUAAAGAUUUGUACGAAAUCAUAUUUCCAUUAUAUUAAAUUAAUUACAAAAAGGAAUUGUUUCCAUA
Nelumbo nucifera (sacred lotus) is the source of this 3203-nucleotide messenger RNA. Its product is annotated as homeobox-leucine zipper protein REVOLUTA-like. The record is from RefSeq and is a predicted model, not a curated record. NCBI's taxonomy places the organism in Eukaryota, Viridiplantae, Streptophyta, Magnoliopsida, Proteales, Nelumbonaceae. Gene Ontology annotation, molecular function: DNA-binding transcription factor activity; DNA binding; lipid binding.